ACGCGCUUGGAAAUCUAGCCAUGACGCUUGCACUAAUAAAAAGAAAUCGGUCUGAAUUCUCGCGAUCAAUAGUUUUGGCCACCGUUUAAUCCAACUCAACGUAAGUUCAUCCAAAGCGCUCUUUCCACCAGCCAAUCUUAGCCUUUAAGAGGCGGGGGAUAUAGAGCAACAUGUGCAAGAUGAUCACUGACUGACAGAGAACGGAGCGCUAGAAACUUUUCAGAAAGCACAAAGUGUUUGCAUCUAAGAUGGUAUCGAUUAAACGGUUGACAUCUCUGUUCUCUGUGUCUUGGGAGCAAACGCUCAUAUAUCUGGGCAGUUUGUUCGUUACACUCUUCAUUUUUGUGGUAAUUCGCCAGCUGGUAAAGCAGCGGAGACCCCGAGGGUUUCCCCCUGGACCGACACCUUUACCCAUGAUAGGGAAUAUUCUGUCCCUGGCCACAGAGCCUCACGUCUACAUGAAGAGGCAGAGUGAUAUCCACGGUCAGAUUUUCAGUCUAGACCUGGGAGGAAUCUCGACUGUUAUUCUAAAUGGUUAUGAUGCCAUUAAAGAGUGCCUAUAUCACCAAAGUGAGGUUUUUGCAGAUCGUCCAUCCCUCCCUUUAUUUCAGAAGAUGACAAAAAUGGGAGGCCUUCUGAACUGCAAAUACGGUCGAGGCUGGAUUGAACACAAUAAACUGGCCGUGAACUGCUUCCGCUACUUUGGCAGCGGUCAGCAGAUGUUUGGGAGGAUUUCGGAGGAGUGCCUGUUUUUUCUCGAUGCCGUUGACCAGCAUCAGGGGAAGCCCUUCAACCCGAAGCAUCUUGUGACCAAUGCUGUCUCCAACAUCACCAACCUCAUUAUCUUCGGGCAGCGUUUCACCUACGACGACAGCGAUUUUCAACACAUGAUUGAGAUCUUCAGCGAGAAUGUGGAGCUGGCAGCCAGUGGCUGGGCUUUCCUGUACAACGCCUUCCCCUGGAUGGAGUACGUGCCCUUCGGGAAGCACCAAAAACUCUUCCGCAAUGCCAACGAGGUCUACAACUUCCUACUGCAAAUCAUCCAGCGCUUCUCGCAGGAUAGAGUACCCCAGUCGCCGCAACAUUACAUUGAUGCCUACUUGGACGAAAUGGAGCAGAGCGCCACCGAUAAAGCUACAUCUUUCUCUCAAGAUAAUCUGAUUUUCUCUGUUGGAGAGCUCAUCAUUGCGGGUACAGAGACUACCACAAAUUGUCUGCGCUGGGCUAUGCUUUACAUGGCUCUGUAUCCCAGGAUACAAGAAAAGGUCCAAAUGGAGAUCGAUUGCAUCCUGAAUGGCAGACCACCGGGUCUUGAAGACAAGCAGAGGAUGCCGUAUGUGGAAGCAGUGCUGCAUGAAGUCCUGCGCUUUUGCAACGUCGUCCCACUGGGCAUCUUCCGCGCUACGUCUCAAGAUGCGGUGGUGCGUGGCUACACUAUCCCCAGGGGCACCAUGGUCAUCACUAACUUGUACUCAGUGCAUUUCGAUGAGAAGUACUGGAGUGACCCAUCCAUCUUCUGCCCAGAGCGGUUCCUCGAUUGUAACGGCAAAUUUGUCCGCCAUGAAGCAUUUCUCCCUUUCUCUAUAGGUAAGCGGCACUGUCUGGGAGAGCAGUUGGCUAGGCUGGAGAUGUUCUUGUUCUUCACCACGUUGCUCCAGAGGUUCCAUCUUCAGUUCCCCGAAGGCUUUAUUCCAAGUCUCUCUCCAAAAUUAGGCAUGACCCUUCAGCCUCGACCGUACUCCAUAUGUGCCAUCAGAAGACAGCAGUAAACCUUGCCCCAAGAGCUCUGGGACACAUGCACUCACCUCAGGGGAUCUUACUAAGAAAUGCAAACGUGAGCAGAGCAGUUCCCCGUCUUAAAUUCCAUCAGCGGGGAAUACUGACCUCUAAUAUUGACUUGUUAAAUUCUCAGAACGUGUCCUCCAUAGUUUCACAGAACCCAGCCUGAGAGUGAUAAGAGUACUGUUAUACAGAACACAUGCUCUGGCGAGCAAAGAAUGAGCACAUGUGUGUUACCCAACGAGAAUGUACAUGAGGGUAUCAGGAUAAAUGUAGCAUGUAUCUUUCAUAACUUGAACCAAUAAGUGUACUGUGUAGCAAACCGAAUGUUGUGCUUGUCAAUAUGAAAAGAACUAUUGUGUCAAUGAUUGACAGGGUUUACCUAUAUAAUGAUUUUGAGGUCUGGCUUUUCCAGCAUUCCUCCAUUUCUGGAGUCAGGCAAGUGAGAGGAGAACAGCUGCCGUUCCCAGAAAGUUUUGGAAAUGCUUCAUGACUCCCAUUGGUUUAAUGCCAUAUAUCAAUUCUGCAAUAACGGCCCUGUCCCUAGUUUAUCUCAGUGGAAAGAGACUGUCGAGAAACUUGAGCUGCAAUAUUUCUGACUGAAAAAAUGGUACUUUCAUGAAAAGCUGGACUUUAAUAUACAUUUUAUAGCUUAAUAUUAUUUUUACUUCACUUUUAACAAGUUUUUCUCUUUUUUUUUUGCAUGUUGUGAUAAAAAAAAAAAAAAAAAAACGACAAUUUUUUUUAUAAAAUGAAGACAAAAUAAGCCUUUGUUUUGUGAGUUGAUCCUAAGCUUUCUGUCUGCGACCUCUCUUUCAACUUUGCUGGAAUUUUCCGAAGCCAGUUAUAAUGCUGGAAAAGGAGCAUAUAGAGCAUAUGGUUUGGCACAUAUCUAAAAUGAAUGAUUUUCAAGGCAUUUUUGUUUGUUGACUGUGAACCUACAGUAUGUAGUAUCUUAAUUUCCUUCUGCAGUGCCUUCAAAACUCCUAUGUUGUCACUGUAAAAACAUCUUUUUGUCACCAAAAAAUCUUUCCUGUCUGUGUCGUCUAGGCAGCACUUAGACAAACUGCACAGGACCGGAAAACUCAUUUAAAAGCGGAGUGACGGGCAGGGCAUUGUUGCUUUGGGUAAGCUGUCACAGAGAUGCUGUCAUCUGAAGAGAUAAGGCUGGCCUUUCAUACGACCCACACUUGGGGACUCAUCAUCCGCUGACUGUCAUCUUACAGGCAGUUCCUCCCUGGAGAACACUUGGGCUUUCAUCUGAGCACGAAGGAAACAUGCAACUCGAUGUUGCUUAGUAGCACACUUAGAUAAUGUCACAAACAUGUUGCAUCAUAGAGAUAACUCCAAAGGGUGAAGACAUUUUGCUAGUGUUUGGACAUCUCUUUAAUAAGUGAAAGGUCAUGAUCAACGCUUGUUCCUUCACUGCGGUGGUGCGAUCAAAAUUUUACAGGUAUACCUGGAUAAUGUGGUCUGCACAAGUAUUAUGAUUCUAUUAACAAAACCAGGGGUUUUCAAACGUUUUGAUAUC
This is a messenger RNA of Carassius gibelio (silver crucian carp), 3310 nucleotides long. Its product is annotated as vitamin D 25-hydroxylase. Gene Ontology annotation, cellular component: cytoplasm; intracellular membrane-bounded organelle. The coding region runs from base 249 to 1769 and encodes 506 amino acids. Lineage: Eukaryota; Metazoa; Chordata; Actinopteri; Cypriniformes; Cyprinidae. Gene Ontology annotation, molecular function: iron ion binding; heme binding; oxidoreductase activity, acting on paired donors, with incorporation or reduction of molecular oxygen, reduced flavin or flavoprotein as one donor, and incorporation of one atom of oxygen. The transcript has 5 exons. The record is from RefSeq and is a predicted model, not a curated record. Gene Ontology annotation, biological process: xenobiotic metabolic process.